Messenger RNA from Caenorhabditis remanei, 462 nucleotides. RefSeq lists its product as uncharacterized. The transcript is spliced from 3 exons. Bases 1 to 462 code for a protein of 153 amino acids. NCBI's taxonomy places the organism in Eukaryota, Metazoa, Nematoda, Chromadorea, Rhabditida, Rhabditidae. The record is from RefSeq and is a predicted model, not a curated record.
AUGAAAUAUGGAGUUCGUCCUGUUGUUGUGGCUGGUUCAGCUUCAACUUUAAGCAGACUCAUCAGCAGACAACGUAACGAGAAAUGUCCAGAUACUGAAGCCGUAGACUCGCCAAACCCAGUUUUCAGUGGAAAAAUGAUUAAUGAUAAUGACGGAGGUGAGUUUAUGUUGUUCGACUCGACUUGCGGGUACAGUAAUUCUUGUUAUGUGGCGUUCGCUUCUCAUCUUGCUCUUGAAGUACUCGAGAGUUCUCAAAUUGUACUCUCAGAUGGAACAUUUGCAGUUGCGCAGGCACCAUUCAAACAAAUAUGGUGUAUUUAUGCUCAGUGUGGAGACUCAAUUGUUCCAGUGGUUCACGUGCUGAUGGAAUCUCGUUCUAGAGAAGAUUACGAGUUCGUUAUUGAAAAGAUCAAAAACAGAAUUCCAUCAUGGAAUCCGACAGAUUAUUUAGGUGGUAGGUAG